ACGUCAACGUUUCGGCGUCGCGACGCCUCUCCCUUUACCCUUCCUCUCCGCCGCGGUGCGAGUCUCGCCGCGAAAAUUACCGGCGCCUUGAAGGACCAAAAAUUCUUGGGAAAAUUUUUUUAUUUGGCUCGAAGGACCAAUUUUUUUUUGUUGUUUUAAAUUUUGGGCUAUUGUACGUAAAAUUCUUUGCGUUAAAUGAGAUGUAACAAUUAAAACAAUGUUGUGUGUGUAUAAGAAAUGACGAUUGUAUUAUAUGAGGAUUUAAUGUGAUUAUAAGGAAAAUGUCAGUGGGAGUUAAUUAAUUAAUUAUAUUGAACGUAGCACACAGUAUUAGUGAUAUACAGUGGCAAUUUCAAGUGACUGACACAUGUAUACAAGUAUUCCGGCGAUUGGAACACAGGAUAUUGAGUCUUUUAUAUGCCUCUAACUGAACAAUUCCCUCCUCUUUCUACUAGUCACUACAAGAUUGACUUUUUCAAAAACUAUAACAAGCGUAUUUGAAUCCAGAGGACUACUAAUCGGAUAUUUUGCUCUAUGGACAUGCCACAGAGGAAUAAAUCAGUUUAUUCCGAAUUAAUGGAUGCAGUGACGUAUUCAAACAAAGGGUAGCUAGUGGAAGCAGUCGCAGAUAUGGGCAUUGAAAAAUGGCCCAUAUUUUUCAUGGUGCUGUUCAUCAACUUGGCUGGGCAAUGUGUUGUAUCACAAGAACCAGCUAUAGUUUUGGACGUAUCAGAAUCAGGAGACAGCUUCAAUGAGUUGGGAGCAUCGUUUCCCCCAUUGGAGAGCCCCCCAGUGCAUUUCGCAACUGAAAAUAAUACUGUCAUAACCUCACAAACUGGAUCGACAGCAUUGAUUCCAUGCAUCAUCAAUAACAUAGGAGAUGGAACGUCUUAUUUUCAGGUGUCCUGGAUUCGGAAAAUGCAAAAUGGCGGUCCCCAUUUGCUGACAGUGGGCCUGGCUACGUACAGCAGCGAUGACAGAUUUCAAGCCGUUCAUUUACAACGCUCAGAUGACUGGACGCUCCAAAUAAAAUUCGUGCAACAAAGGGACGGUGGCGUGUACGAAUGUCAAGUGUCAUCUCAUCCUCCGACCAGUAUUUUCAUUCAGCUGAAUGUCGUUGAGGCCAGAGCUGACAUACAAGGUCCUCCAGAGAAGUACCUGAAACCAGGCAGCGGUCUCAGGCUGCAAUGUACGGUACUACAGAGUACCGAACCACCUGCCUACGUGUUUUGGUACCACAACAAUAGAAUGAUAAAUUACGAUGUCGAUCGGGGGAUCAAUGUGACCACAGAACUCCUGGACAAAAGCAGUACCUUGACGAUAACCAACGCCGCCACGCGGCACUCGGGGAACUACUCCUGCGUACCCAGUAACGCACAAUCUGCCAGCACGUACGUGCACAUAUUAAACGGUGAAAAUCCCGCAGCUAUGCAACACGGCGGCAGGGGAUUAUCGUGGCUCCGAUGCAGCCCGUCCUCCUGGCUGCUCGUCGUUUUCUCCCUGGCCGUGGUGGUGUGCUAGUUUUAGCAGAACAGGGGGCCGGGAGGAUUUAGCACUGUUUUAGAUAACGGUGAGUUAUGCAACACCUUUCUGGAGGACGUGGACGAUGUAGAUGCCAGUGGCGAUGAGUUUUGUGAAGAUUUGUACAAAAUGUGGGAGUUGAAGUAAAUUUUCUUGAAUUUUUACCGAUUUAAUUUAAAUAAAACUAACAAGAAAUGCUCUUUUAAGUUAUGUUAAGUAAAUGAAUUUAGUGUCUUUUUAAAGUCUCCUGAAAAGGUUGGAAAAUUUAAAUUUGUUCUUUUUUUUUGUUUUUUCUUUGAGGAUUUAGGAGUGUUUUAGAAAACGGUGAGUUAUGCAACACCUUACUGAAGGAGGUGGACGAUGUAGACUCCAGUGGCAAUAAGUUUUGUGAAGAUUUGUACAAAAUGUAGGAAUUGAAGAAAAUUUUCUUGAAUUUUUACCCAUUUAUGUUAAAUGAAACCAUCAAAAAAUGCUCUUUUAAUUUCUGUUUAUAUUAAAUGAAUUUAGUGUCCCUUUAGAGUCUCCUAAAAAGGUUGAAAAAUUUAGUUUUGUCUUUUUUUGUUUUUUCUUUGAGGAUCUAGGAGUAUUUUAGAAAACGGUGAGUUAUGCAACACCUUACUGGAGGAGGUGGACGAUGUAGACUCCAGUGGUGAUGAGUUUUGUGAAGAUUUGUACAAAACGUAGGAAUUGAAGAAAAUUUUCUUGAAUUUUUACCCAUUUAUGUUAAAUGAAACCAUCAAAAAACGCUCUUUUAAUUUCUGUUUAUAUUAAAUGAAUUUAGUGUCUCUUUAGAGUCCUUAAAAGGUUGAAAAAUUUAGUUUUGUUCUUUUUGUUUUUUUCUUUGAGGAUUUAGGAGUAUUUUAGAAAACUGUGAGUUAUGCAACACCUUACUGGAGGAGGUGGACAAUGUAGACUCCAGUGGCGAUGAGUUUUGUGAAGAUUUGUACAAAAUGUUGGAAUUGAAGAAAAUUUUCUUGAAUUUUUACCGAUUUAUGUUAAAUAAAACCAUCAAAAAACGCUCUUUUAAUUUCUGUUUAUAUUAAAUGAAUUUAGUGUCUCUUUAGAGUCUCCUAAAAAGGUUGAAAAAUUUAGUUUUGUCUUUUUUUGUUUUUUCUUUGAGGAUCUAGGAGUAUUUUAGAAAACGGUGAGUUAUGCAACACCUUACUGGAGGAGGUGGACGAUGUAGACUCCAGUGGCGAUGAGUUUUGUGAAGAUUUGUACAAAAUGUAGGAAUUGAAGAAAAUUUUCUUGAAUUUUUACCGAUUUAUGUUAAAUGAAACCAUCAAAAAACGCUCUUUUAAUUUCUGUUUAUAUUAAAUGAAUUUAGUGUCUCUUUAGACUCUCCUAAAAAGGUUGAAAAAUUUAGUUUUGUUCUUUUUGUUUUUUUCUUUGAGGAUUUAGGAGUAUUUUAGAAAACGGUGAGUUAUACACUACCUUACUGGAAGAAGUGGGUGACGAUUAUUUAGUUAACGAUGUGCUAAUUGAAGAAUUGUAUAAAAUAUGCGAGUUUUAAGAGGUAAAAUACAAUUUCCUAUAGUUUUUUCAAUUUAAAUUAAAUAAAUCUAUAAGAAUAUGCUCUCUCUUGAUUAAAACUCAAUUUUUGUUUAUAAUAAAUCCAUUUAGCAUCUUUGAAUAUACUUAAAAAACUGAAAAAUUUAGUUUUGUUUCUUUUACAUGUUUUCUUUUGAGGAUUUAGGAGUAUUUCAGAUAACGGUGAGUUAUGCAACACUUUUUGUUGGAGAGACACAAGACAUGUAAUAUAUUAUAGCUCCAUACUCUGUCUGUGUUAUAUCUUAAUAAACAAAUCAAAAUAUAAACAGUUAAUAGAGAGAUAGUGUUAUUGAAAAUGCCAAAAAAGUUUACAAAUAUAAAAAGAGUGUACGAGAAACCAAAAUUAAUUUUAAGUUAAUUUUAAUAUAUCAAAAUUAAAAAAUAUAAAUUUGCAAUAAUACACAUCACUGUCCUCAAUUUUUUUAGUAUUCUCUUUUUCUUAAUAACACAAUUACAUACUCCUCUUUUUGUAUUAAUACGAAGAACUAAAAUAAAACACAUAGUUAAUUUAUGAAAUUAUAUAUUUUGUAAAAUACAAAUGUUGUGUAGUAUAGACAUAAAUUUGUAUAUAAAAUAAAUAAACUUGAAAACAGUUAAUAUUAAGUUUUCUUCAAAUUUACACAAAUAAUGUCAAUAUAUUAUGAUGUAUUUAAAUUCCUUUAUAAAAGUAUUUACACAUUUUUAUUUGUAUUUUUCUUUAUAUCGAUACAAAUCAAAAUAGAUUAUAACCUGUAAGAUAUAUAAUUAAUACUAUUGAAAUUAAUUCUUAAUAAACUUUUGUAUGACAAUGUAAAAACUACAGAGUUAGCCUUAAAAUAAUAUUAAAAAACUUUUAAUUUUUGCUCACAAUCAGACAAAUAGUUAACUGAAAAUGUAAUUAAUUAUCAUAGCUAGUAAAGUUUGUAAAUUCUAUAGUUUUAACGUAGGUACAUUUUCUUAUUAUAAACUUCCAGAAACUUGGAGAAAUUUUGAAUUGGAAUCUAGUAUAACUGCUUUUAUUAUCAGUGUAUCCAACUAAGAAACUUUGUAAUAAUAAUUGUAAUAUUUGUUUAUACAAAUUAAACAGAAAAUAUUAUUCUUAGCAUAGAUAUUUUUU
Messenger RNA from Sitophilus oryzae (rice weevil), 4168 nucleotides. Its product is annotated as lachesin-like. Gene Ontology annotation, cellular component: neuron projection membrane. The record is from RefSeq and is a predicted model, not a curated record. The transcript is spliced from 9 exons. NCBI's taxonomy places the organism in Eukaryota, Metazoa, Arthropoda, Insecta, Coleoptera, Curculionidae. Gene Ontology annotation, biological process: synapse organization. Bases 631 to 1521 code for a protein of 296 amino acids.